AUGACUCCUCUCCCAAAAACACUCCACUACCACCACCCCUCCUUCAAUCACCGCCAUUCUCCAUUCCCUCUACCUUCCUCAACCUUCUCCAUCCGCCCUCUACCUCCUCGCCACUUCUCCUCUCCCCCAUUCUUAUCAUCAUCAUCAUCAUCAUCAUCAUCCAUCAAAGCCUCAUCCUCCUCAUCCUCAUCCUCCCCCUCACCAAAACCCCAAAACCCUUUUUCCCAAUUACUCAAACUCCUAAACCCCUUUUACUCACCUCUCUUCGAACCCGCUUACGUCGCAGUAGCACUUCUCGCAUUCUUCUUGUUUCGCUUUCAACAAAAUCCUGCCACCGUAACAUCACCACUCCCACCUCCUCCAGCCCAAUCUUCCACCACCACCGCCGCAUCACCACUUCCACCUCCUCCUGAAGAAUCUUCCACUGCCACCACCACAACCACAACUGACGAGAAUUCAUCCGAAAAUAAUUAUCUAAUCGAUGACAUCCUGAUUGAAACUUGCAGCGAUGUGAACGCUCUCCGCUCACUCGCGGAGGAGAAAGUGAAGGCGAAAAAACUAAGCGAAGCGAUUCGUGCUGUGGACCGUAUAAUUGAACUCGAACCAGAGGAAUUUGAUUUACAUUUACUGAAAGCACAUUUGCAUUGUUACAAUGGGGAACAUGAACUGGCUAAGAACGGGUUUGAACUUACUUUGAAUCGAGAUCCGUUUAAUUCUGAGGCUUAUCGCGGUCUUCUGAUGGCGAAUAUGGAAUUGAAGGAGCCGUUGGAGGGUUUUUUGAAUAGGGUUGAUGAAGUAGUGAAGUUUUUCGAGGAGAAAAAGAUGGAGGCGGAGGCGAGGGAUUUUAAGCUUUUGAUUGCACAGGUGAAGGUAAUGCAAGAGGAUUAUUCGGGUGCGUUGAAGGUGUAUGAGGAAAUUGUGAAGGAAGAACCUAGUGACUUUAGACCUUAUUUGUGUCAGGGUGUUGUGUAUACUCUGCUUAGGAAGAAUGAUGAAGCUGCGAAACAGUUUGAGGAGUAUAGGAAACUUGUUCCGGAGAAUCAUCCUUAUAAAAAGUUAUUUGAGGAUAACACUCAGAUUUUGUCGAAGAAGAUUGAGAAGGGAGGAAUAGAAGCAAAGAUUUGA
Messenger RNA from Vicia villosa (hairy vetch), 1125 nucleotides. Its product is annotated as protein SLOW GREEN 1, chloroplastic-like. The coding region runs from base 1 to 1125 and encodes 374 amino acids. NCBI's taxonomy places the organism in Eukaryota, Viridiplantae, Streptophyta, Magnoliopsida, Fabales, Fabaceae. The record is from RefSeq and is a predicted model, not a curated record. Gene Ontology annotation, molecular function: protein binding. The transcript has a single exon. Gene Ontology annotation, cellular component: chloroplast thylakoid membrane.